AUGCGGAGCCCCGUGGGUUACGUUUUGAAGCAGACGCCAGACACUCUUCGGAGACUGCAAGAUAUGUAUGCCAAGGCCGCGGAGUUCUCAUACCAAAUUUGGACUGAGAAAGAGUUCACGAAGGUCGGUGACCCUUCUGAGUUCUUGGGCCAGCCAUAUAGCUGUAAUGGCAAAAGAUCGUAUUUACAUAACUCGGUCAAUUUGUACUCUGGGGAUGAAAGUGAGACAGAAGGUCAGCUCAUAUCUAUGGUUGCACGACCUAUGCUCGAAGAAUAUGGUGGUCGCCAAUCCUACCAUGAUAAGUAUCGUCCCAACUACCUUGUGGCAAACACGUGGUUGGAAGCAAUUGUUUGGAUGCAUAAUCCUAACCCAGACGACCCUGAUGAUGGGCCUGACGUGAAACCAAAAGCUCUUCCUCGCCGAGUUGAUCCGUCUACCUUGGAACCGCCAGGGGCAAGAUUGCUUAGGGGCUUAGACACAGUGACCUUGCUAGAUCUUGUCAAGCCCCAUCUAGAUGCUUUCGCCGAUGAAUUAAGGCCUUUAGUAGAGGGAUUACGCGAAGAAAUAACGCGACUCAAGUCCGAGGGUGGCGAGAAAAAACUGUAUGAUAUCAACUCAAGCGUAGAGAUCAAGGCGAUGCGAAAGAAACAUAACAAGGAAAUUAAACUUCGGGACCGUCAGGUUCAGCAGCUCCAACAGGAGAUUGGUGAAAUGUCCCUGGAGAUAAAACGCCUCAAGCCUGAAUUUCAUUAA
Messenger RNA from Sclerotinia borealis F-4128, 753 nucleotides. The record is from the annotation of a GenBank genome assembly. Lineage: Eukaryota; Fungi; Ascomycota; Leotiomycetes; Helotiales; Sclerotiniaceae.